Messenger RNA from Dovyalis caffra, 1371 nucleotides. NCBI's taxonomy places the organism in Eukaryota, Viridiplantae, Streptophyta, Magnoliopsida, Malpighiales, Salicaceae. The record is from the annotation of a GenBank genome assembly.
AUGCUCCUCGGCUCCACAAAACCUCUCCACCACCUCUCAGCCACAAAACUCCUACCUCUCCGCCACCUCAAAACCCUCUCCUCUCCCACCACAACCACCACCGCCACCACCAAUACCAACAAAGACACCUACUUCUCCGUAAUCCACCACAUAACAAACAUAGUCCGUAAAGAAGUCUACCCUGAACGCACUCUCAACAAACUAAACCUCCCUAUCAGUUCAGAACUCGUGUUUCGGGUACUCCGCGCGUGCUCCAACUCUCCUUCCGAAUCCCUCCGUUUUUUCAACUGGGCUCGCUCUUAUUACUCUCCUACUACUAUAGAAUAUGAAGAACUUAUCAAAACCCUCGCCUGUAACAAGAAAUAUGCGUCAAUGUGGAAACUCAUAGCCCAAAUCAAAGACAACUUCGGCGACAAAUUCCAUGUUUCUUCUAAUGCUGUUUGUUUUAUCAUCGAAGAGUAUGGUAAGCAUGGUUUGGUUGAUCAAGCUGUUGAGGUUUUUAAUAAAUGUAGAAGUUUAAAUUGCGAACAAAGUGUUUGUGUUUAUAAUUCUUUGCUUUACGCUUUGUGCGAGGUGAAAAUGUUUCAUGGUGCUUAUGCUUUGAUUAGGAGAAUGAUUAGAAAGGGGAUAGUGCCGGAUAAAAGGACUUAUGGGGUUCUUGUAAAUGGGUGGUGUUCAAGUGGGAAGUUACGAGAGGCGAAAGAGUUUUUAGAGGAAAUGAGUAAGAAGGGGUUUAAUCCUCCAGUGAGAGGGAGGGAUUUGCUGAUUGAAGGGUUGUUGAAUGCUGGAUAUUUGGAGUCGGCGAAGGAUAUGGUUAGGAGGAUGAUGAAGGAAGGGUUUGUGCCGGAUGUUCAUACGUUUAAUUCAUUGGUUGAGGCGGUUUGUAAUGUGGGGGAGGUUGAUUUUUGUGUUGAUAUGUAUCAUAGUGUGUGUAAGUUGGGGUUCUGUCCGGAUAUUAACAGUUAUAAGAUUUUGAUUCCGGCUGUUUCGAAGGUGGGUAGGAUUGAUGAGGCUUUUAGGUUGUUGCAUAAUUUGGUUGAGGAUGGGCAUAAGCCAUUUCCUAGUUUGUAUGCGCCAAUAAUUAAGGGGAUGUGUAGGAGAGGGCAGUUUGAUGAUGCGUUUUGUUUCUUUAGUGAGAUGAAAGUGAAGGGACAUCCUCCAAAUAGGCCGGUCUAUACAAUGUUGAUAACAAUGUGUGGACGUGGAGGGAAGCAUGUGGAAGCAGCAAAUUAUUUGGUGGAGAUGACAGAGAUAGGUUUGGUGCCAAUUUCUAGGUGCUUUGAUAUGGUUACCGAUGGGUUGAAGAACUGUGGAAAGCAUGAUUUGGCUAAGAGGAUAGAGCAGUUGGAAGUGUCUCUCCGUGGUGCUUGA